Solea solea (common sole) is the source of this 2405-nucleotide messenger RNA. It is a transcript of the gene prelid3a, whose product is annotated as PRELI domain containing 3A. The record is from RefSeq and is a predicted model, not a curated record. Gene Ontology annotation, cellular component: mitochondrial intermembrane space. Gene Ontology annotation, molecular function: phosphatidic acid transfer activity. The transcript has 7 exons. NCBI's taxonomy places the organism in Eukaryota, Metazoa, Chordata, Actinopteri, Pleuronectiformes, Soleidae. Gene Ontology annotation, biological process: phospholipid transport. Bases 341 to 865 code for a protein of 174 amino acids.
CCCUUAAUGCACCGGCUUUUCUCUGGUCUUUCCUCUCUAUGUGUGGGCUACGAGUGUAGUUAUCUAUAGAUUAUAUGUUUGUUUGUCUCUUAUUCCAGGAUCCAUACAGCAGCAGGAGUGACGUAGAGCAUUCUGUGCAGUCGUUAUUGAGGUUGAAAUGGGGAGAAAAACAGAGCUUCGCUCUUUGGACUGAUCUUCCAUCAUCACAGGCCCCAGCAGUCUAUGAUCAGUGGAGACACUUCCUCACAUGAAGAUGAUCCGAUGAGAGACACUUUCAAAGGACAAGGGAUUCUUGUUUUGUAGCGCAAAGGUGUCAGCGAGUUUGUUUUUGAAAAAGAAAAUGAAGAUUUGGAGCACGGAGCAUAUUUUCGGUUACCCAUGGGAGACAGUGAUCAAGGCUGCGAUGAGAAAGUACCCUAACCCCAUGAACCCUAAUGUCGUAGGGGUGGACGUGCUGGAACGCGGUCUGGACACCGAGGGACGUCUACACAGCCACAGACUGCUCAGCACAGAGUGGGGCCUACCAGGCAUCGUACGAGCGAUCCUGGGCACCAAUCACACACAAACCUACGUGAAGGAACACUCCAUAGUCGACCCAGAGGAGAAAAAGAUGGAGUUGUGCUCCACAAAUAUCACUCUCACCAACUUCAUAUCAGUGGAUGAGAGGCUUCUUUACAGACCACACCCAGAAAACCCUGAGGUUACCAUUCUGACCCAGGAAGCCAUCAUUACUGUCAAGGGAGUUAGCCUGAGCAGUUACCUGGAAGGAAUGAUGGCCAGGAGAAUGUCAGCCAAUGCCAGAAAGGGUUGGGAUGCUAUUGAGUGGAUUAUUCAGAACUCUGAAAGAGAACGUACCUCUCUGUGAUGUUUACUAACUCUGGGCUGCAGCUCUACAGUGAUGACUUCUCUCCCUGUCUACUCCCUUUAAACCACAGGGGAUCCUCAGCAUCCUGGAACUCAUUUACUGUAUAUACACACAGCUGUCCUUUUAAGGACUCACAUUUUGACAUUUGACUCCCAUUCAUAUGGGCCUUUUCAAUAGUCUAACCAAAGCCUUAUCCCUAACCUUAACCAAUAAUUGGUUAAUGCCUAAAUCUAAACUUUACUUAACCACAGUUCUUAGACCUAACCUUAACCAGUUCCUCAGAAAUUGAGGUUUUGGUCUCCACUACUGGUACUGACAAGGUCAGUCCUAAAGAGGUAUCAAAGUAUACACACACACGCACACAUAUCCAACACGAGUACAUGCACUGGAAGUUGGGACAGAGUCAAAUGCUGCCAAAGCUGAAUAAUUAUGACAAAGCAUGUUAGAGUAGGAUUGAAUGGUUGUGUCCAAUGUGACUGAGUUCUCAUUAACUCAUAGAUGGUCAUGCGGAUCACAUGGUUUAAAAGUCAUGUGAUCUGCUCCAUCAUGAAGUGCGUCAACUUCAUGACCAACUUUGCUGGUUAGAAUAUUUUAUGAUUGCCCAAUGUUUACUUUGAUCUUAUGUCCUGACUUCAGUUUAGGGACCUUUUUAAUGUAAGGGAGAAACACGCACACAGUUACCUUGAAAACAAGGUACAGUACAAUAUAAUAUGCAACAAGCUUCAUAAUAUUGUUUUUUACAUGAUAUUAUUUUUUUGUAAAGUCAAACACAGGAAACUCCUGUACUAGAUGCUAAAAUCAGAUACUUUUUUCUGGUGCUUAUUGUGUUACACUUUUGCACAAACUGUAGAUAGUUUGCAUGAUCGUAACAAAAAAGGGACAGCGUUUAUUAUAGAAAAUGAGUAGUGUAGCUAGUUGGACACUUAGCAAUGUCGAUGUUAUUUAGUUCAGAUCAUAAAAAUGGGAAUGUACCAUUAAGUAUCGCCUUGUUUUUCUGCUAUUGAGGCACCAAUACACUGGAACCUGUUUGAUGUGAAUGUCAUAGGUAGUGUUGCUUUAAACCAGCAGAUUUUUAACUUAAUGAGAGGGAAGAUGACCGGAUAUACUUUUUUGAUCACUGUCGUAAAAAGGCAGAACUACCUGUUUAUAUGGCUUCACAUUGAUGCCUGUGUAUUUUUGCCCGGGCAGCAGUGUCGUGACAUUAUUACUUCUACACAUCAUGCCUCCAUAUGAACCUCAUACACACUACCCGUCUGACCCCGAGGUGCAGGACAGUACUCUGUGGAAUGGUGCAGCGGGAGACACACAACAUGACUUGUGUACCGAAUCAUCUCCUGUUAAACAGAAUAAUAUUUCCAUAUUUUGAGUGAAUAUUUAUUUAUUGAAAAACACUGCGUGACAAGCGGUGAACCAUAACAUUGUUUACAUUGUCUGUGUCUUGUAAAAAAAAAGUUUCAUUUGCUUUUUUAAAUUUUGUUUUAACGUCAGCUGUUUUAACCUUUUGCUGCAACAAUUAAAACAGCUGUUUGAGAACGUUUCA